AUGGAGCUUCUCAUUCAACGUGGCGCAGAGGUGGAUAGGAGUGACUUGACUCGCCGAACUCCAUUAUCUUGGGCAGCAGAGUAUUGCCAACUCAAGGCUGCUAAGCUGCUCAUUGAUUAUGGUGCAGAAAUCAACGCAGAAGACGAUGAAUGGGGAACACCACUCUUCUGGUUGAUGUAUACUGGCCCUGAAGAAGACAUGAUGCAUCAACUAUGUGUACUGAAUUGGUCUCAGUCUCUCGGAAAGUGCCUAUUACUCAAAAAGUGA
Molecule: messenger RNA, 267 nt
Organism: Talaromyces atroroseus
Lineage: Eukaryota; Fungi; Ascomycota; Eurotiomycetes; Eurotiales; Trichocomaceae
Exons: 2
Coding region: 1-267 (88 amino acids)
Cellular component (GO): cytoplasm; nucleus
Molecular function (GO): protein binding
Source: RefSeq, a predicted model, not a curated record